Tarenaya hassleriana is the source of this 1057-nucleotide messenger RNA. RefSeq names its product peptidyl-prolyl cis-trans isomerase CYP28, chloroplastic. Gene Ontology annotation, molecular function: peptidyl-prolyl cis-trans isomerase activity. The transcript has 2 exons. The record is from RefSeq and is a predicted model, not a curated record. Lineage: Eukaryota; Viridiplantae; Streptophyta; Magnoliopsida; Brassicales; Cleomaceae. The coding region runs from base 61 to 930 and encodes 289 amino acids. Gene Ontology annotation, biological process: protein peptidyl-prolyl isomerization. Gene Ontology annotation, cellular component: chloroplast.
AUCCACAGCCCGAAAACGGGGGACCCACAACGUUAGCCUUUCUGAUUACGCGCCAUUCACAUGCUCACAACUCCUCCAGUUCCCAUGGCUUCCGUCAUCAUCCCUCCGUCGCUAUCCGCCGCCAUCACUCGCCGGAAUCUCCUCCUGACCACCACUAUCUCAGCUGCAUCUCCGUUGCAACAAUCUAUCUCUCCUCCGCCUGACACCACCAUCACCGACCGCGUCUUCCUCGACUUCUCCGUCUGCCCCACCUACUUCCGCUCGGAAUCCUCCUCCACCAUCACCGCCGCAUCUCAGCCAUGCUCCGAUUCCUUUCUCUUAGGCCGCGUCGUUCUCGGAUUGUACGGACGCCAUGUCCCGAUCACAGUCUCCACCUUCAAGCUCAUGUGCACUUCCUCUGCUUCGUCGUACAGGAACACACCGGUUAACAAGAUCUUUCCCGGUCGGUAUUUUCUUGCCGGAAGACAAGGAAGUGGCCGGAGAGAUAAGGCGGAGGUGGUUCCCGAUCUGCCUCGCAACACCGAGGUCGUCGAUUCUAGGGCUUUUCUUCUCCCUCACGCUCGUCCCGGUGUCGUCUCGCUUUGCUUGUCCGAGAACGACGACGACGAUGAUACCAGACUAGAUCCUGAAUACAGGAACGUCGAAUUCUUGAUCACUACAGGUCCUGGACCUUGCCCGCAGCUCGACGGCGCGAACAUCGUGUUCGGGACCGUGCUCGAAGGAUUGGAUGUGGUGACGAGCAUUGCUUCGAUCCCCACGUACACGCCAUCCGAGAGGAUUCGACAAUUCAACGAUCUAGCUGAGUUUCUCGGAGACGAACGAGCGCAGAACGCACGGUCGCUUUGGAACAGACCUCUGAAGACUGUAUAUAUCAGCGAUUGCGGCGAACUCAAGGUGACAAAUCCUUCACUUUCUCCAACCUUACCUUAAGAACAAUCACAGGAUAUAUGCUGUGUCUCUCUCCUGCAUCUCUACUCGAAGAACGCUGAAUCCGAAAUUGUAUUAUACUGAGAAAGACAAAACCUUUAUGAACAAAGCAUUUUCCAUUUGUGUGAAA